CGCAUACAUACACGUGUCCCGUGGGGAGGGGGAGCAGGAGCAGGGGGAAGUUCGAUGUCGUUCGGUUCCCUCCUUUUUCGCAGCUACGCACGGUGGGCACUGAGCGCUGCCGCGGUUUCGCGGCCGGUGCUGCAGUCAGGAGCUGGCUCCGUGGGCCGGCGUGGGCGCUGACAGCCCUGGCCCCGCUCCCGGCCGGCGCCGCGCAGGCAGCCGAGGGUCACGGCGGGGCUCUCCCUGGGACCGCAGAGCGUCUCUCUGAAGGGGCGAGGAGCCGCCUCGUCGGCCUGCCCCAAGCGCACCCCUUAACCCUUUAGCACAGGGCGCUUCGGCCAUGCGGCGGCGGCGGGACGGGGCUGGGUCCCGGCCGCCUCCCCGCGCUGCCGGGUCGUGCCGGGCGUGCGGCGGGAGUCUCCCGGCUCCAUGUUCAUAUUUGGCCUUGGCCGCCGGUGCCCAGGAAUUUCCCGUCAUGCUCCCCGGGCGGCGGGCCCGUCACUGCGCUCCCGCGGGGCGGGGGGGCCGCGGCCGCUCCUUCGCUCCCUCGGGCCGCUCCCAUGCGCGCUGCGCCGCCGCCGCUGCUCCCCGCGCUCUGCCUGGCGCUGGCGGCCGCCGCAGGAGCCGCAGCUCUUGCCCCUGUUCUUUGCCUCUGGUUUUGUUGGUGAGGAAAUCACAGUGAUGUCUGCAUUCAACCUGCUGCAUUUGGUGACAAAGAGCCAGCCAGUGGCCCUGCGAGCCUGUGGGCUUCCCUCAGUUUUCCGUAGUGUGUAUCACCAGAGAUGUACUACUACAGAUGUCUGUUCACAUGGUCCAAAAGAAAAUAAAAGGUCAUGUAGGGAUAAAAAGGACUGUAAGGUGGUCUUUUCCCAGGAGGAGCUGAGGAAGCGGCUGACACCCCUGCAGUACCAUGUCACUCAGGAGAAGGGGACUGAAAGUGCCUUUGAGGGGGAGUACACACACCAUAAAGCUCAAGGAAUAUACAAAUGUGUUGUUUGUGGAACUCCUUUAUUCAAGUCAGAAACAAAGUUUGACUCAAAUUCAGAACAGGUUUCGGCUAACAACCAAGAGCAGAUGGUAAAACCAACCAACACCAAGGCUGAAAACCCUCUUAUCAUUGUCAGAGGUUGGCCUUCCUUUUACGAUGUGAUCAGUCCCGAUGCAAUUACUUUCAACGAUGAUUUCUCCUAUGGGAUGCAUCGGAUUGAAAUAUCCUGCAGUCAGUGUGGUGCUCACCUGGGGCAUAUUUUUGAUGAUGGACCUCGCCCAACUGGCAAACGGUACUGCACAAACUCUGCUUCAUUAUCUUUCAAGCCAGCAGACAAGAACAACGCUGGAGAAGGCAGUGGUAAUGCCAGUCCUGCCCAAACAGGCAAAGCUGAGCUGUAGGAUGAAACAGAGCCUGCGGAAAACUGUGUCGAUCCCACAGAUCUUCAAAGGAAUGUUUUCUAGUAUUCAAGUUGCCUGCUCUCUUAUAUCCUAAGAAUGUUCAAAUGUAUGAAAACAUUUUGCACCAUCCUUCUUCUUCCUCACUUUUCAGAACUAAGGCCUUGCCUGCCAGUGCAUUUACUGUAUAAUUGGAUUCAAAAAUGUAUUGACUGAGUGCACAGGUUUUCUUUUUUCUUCUUUUCUUUGAGAUUGCUUUGGGGAAUCUUUAAAUUGAGAAGCUUUGACAUCAUUAGUUAUUAGUUUCUUCUUAAUACUGUGUUACUCUAGGCUUACACACUAUUCCUUUUUGCGUGGGAAAUGGGACUUGUGUUUUUCUCCAGUCUAUAGGAAACUUCUGGGCAUAAGAAAAUCCUGGAUUCCUAGCACAUCUCUGCUUUGUUCUGACUUGUGAGGCAUGCAGCCUUUGGUCAUAUGUAUUCAACCAUCUCCCAACAUCAGCUGCACCUUGCAAAAACUUGUAGUUAUGGCUGUUCCUUCUCAGCUGAAAGAGAUAGAUGAGAUGUUAAAACCAUCCUUUGGCUAAUUUACUGCCAAAAUUUCAAGGGUGUGGUUGAGAGGAUGUAAACAUUGUCUCAGCAUCUGUGUUUCCCCUUUGUUUGGUAUUUAAAUCAAGGUUUUAACUAGCAAAGCUCACUUUUGCAGGCUACUAAUGAGGCUUUUUCUGUUUGUGAGGCCUGUUCAACAAGUGUAACGCUAAUCUGAAUUAAAGCUGAACUCUGCAGGGGGUAAUUAUAUGGGCAAGUGCAGAGAUAAACUUGCAAAGUGAAGUAGAUGAAGGAUGACACUAGGCUCUUUAUCUUGUCGGUUGCUACAAGGAUUCAGAAACAUGACAGUUUCUGCUAGAGAGAAGUUUACAAAUGAAUGCAGUAGAAAGAGGAAGACCUGCCUGAUGUAUCCAGUUGUUAAGAUUAGCUGGUCUGGAUGCGUACUGCAUACAAAAUCCAGACUUUAAUUUGUGCAAUUGUGAUGUAGGACAGGAGUGACAGUGUUGGUGUCAGAAAUUAAUUCGAAAAGAGCCUGUCUUAGUUCCAGAAAUUUUCAUGUAGCAAAAUUCAUUGUCCCAUAAGAUGUUUUUCACAGCUUCUUUUUGAUUUUGUUGAAUUACACUUAGAAUUGUGCAUAAUACUGUUCUUUAAGCUAUAGUAUACAGUAUUUGUUAACACCACUUUGCCUUUAAACACUGAGAGACUUAAUGAAUUUACUAGCAAACUUUUGACUGACAUGUUUGGAUCAAAUUUUAUUUUUAGUAGGAACAAAGCAAUCGUUGAUUUUUAUGGAAACAGGAUUGAGGUUUUUAUGUCAGUGAUAAUAAACAUGUUUUCUAAAGUUCAAACACCCUUCAGUUAAAAUAUAGCUACUGUGAAAGCAUGUGGAAUGAUCAUAAUUGCCUUUUUUUUAACAACGUUAGAAAGACGUGAAAAGAAUAUAAUGCACCUUAACAUUUAAUAGAUGCAAAUAAGGAUGAUAAAUAUUUACAGCUGAAACACUUGGGCUCUGCUGUAGUGAGCACCUACUCAUGUGAGUAUUCCCCCAGAUGUCAUGCAAGGAAUUGCUGUUCAGCUGCAGGAAAGGUUGUACAGAUUGACCUUUGGUGUUUCAAGGCAGUCGAGUUUCUCCUAGUGUAGUUAGGUUUUAGCAAUUUCUUCUAGAAGAGUGGCUUUUAUCUCUUGCUAUUAUUUAAAGGAUAGUAGGUUUUCUCUACCACAUUUUCUGACAUAAACAUUAAAAAGGCAGCAUCUAUAAAAAUGUGGUACAUAAAUGUGGUUUAAUUCCAGAUUGCCGUUUGAUUUAAGUAUUAUCAAAUUUCAGUAUAUUCCUGCCUUAUGUAAAGAAAUAUAUUACUUAAGCUUCAGAACACAGUAAUGUAUACUGUCCUACAGGAGAUUUAUUUUUGCAGGAUAUGGAAUGGAAUGAAUCAAUAUGGUGAGGUGUAUGUGAUCUCUGGGAGCUAGAUCAUUUAAUAUAGGAAAUGCAUUGUUCUUUUGCACAAGCUAUACCACAGCACAGUGCAAGGUAAGACAGAUUUCCUUUUAUUGCUCUUAGAAGAUGCUAGAAAGGGCUAGUAUUGAACCCUCCAAAUUUGGUUCAGUCUGGUGAUGAUCAUGACAGAGGAAACUUGGGAGCUGAGCACAAUGUAUAGAAUAAUAGAAUAUUUCCGUAUAUUUAAAUUUUGCACUGUCUAGAUGCUUAUAAAAGCUGAAUGCAAACUGUGUAGAAAUAGCAAACUAUAUUUUCUAAUACCUCUAUUUUACUCAGAUGUUUAAAUAAGAUACCUUAAAAAUCAUGUAAGUCACACAUUAUUUAUAUAUACUAUAUAUAUAUAUAAAAUUGCACUUUUUUAUAUAUAUAUACGAACACAUAUAUAUAUUAUUUGAGUAUAAUUUUAGCCUUCUGUACCUUUUUAAUAACUAAAACCUUUCCAUAAGAGGAUUCAAUACUUUUAAGAAAUCAAAUAUACAUUUUUCAAAUCAAAUUUGUUUUCAUAUAUUUGCUGUACACAAAUAUAAAAUAAAUUUCUUUAUAAAUAA
Molecule: messenger RNA, 3968 nt
Organism: Prinia subflava (tawny-flanked prinia)
Lineage: Eukaryota; Metazoa; Chordata; Aves; Passeriformes; Cisticolidae
Gene: MSRB3
Product: methionine sulfoxide reductase B3
Exons: 9
Coding region: 421-1380 (319 amino acids)
Biological process (GO): protein repair; response to oxidative stress
Cellular component (GO): cytoplasm
Molecular function (GO): peptide-methionine (R)-S-oxide reductase activity
Source: RefSeq, a predicted model, not a curated record